AUGAAUAAGGCGGUGUCUGAUUCUGCAAAAGUCUGCAAGACAACGACCGAAAAAGUUGAUAAAAUAAUCUCUCAAACCAUUGAAUUCAUUGAAGAUUACAAGUCCACCUACAACACCAACACUGCAUCUGCGAACCAGGCUCUCAAGAACUUGGGUUCUAUGUUCAAAUCUGAGAAAGCUAAUUUACAAGAUCUUCGCAAGAGUCUUCAAAAGGACCAUGACACAUGUCAAACAUCUAUCUCUUCGCAGAUCACAAAACUGCAAGAUGAUUUGGUGAUGGAAAGCAAGAUAAUGCACGCUCUCGCCAUGAUGACGGAAAGGUGA
This is a messenger RNA of Lactuca virosa, 324 nucleotides long. NCBI's taxonomy places the organism in Eukaryota, Viridiplantae, Streptophyta, Magnoliopsida, Asterales, Asteraceae. The record is from the annotation of a GenBank genome assembly.